AUGUUAGAGACCAAGAAAACUGAUCUUUUUACACGACUCAAGGCAUAUGUCGAUGACGAAACAGCAGAGCGUGGCUAUGUUUACUCGCACCAAAAGGUCGAUGUUCAGAUUGAUAUAUUAAAUCAAAUAAUCAAGGGAUACACAGAGAUUAGUAUUAAGCCACUUAGAUUUGAUGUUGAUGUUAUAAGAUUACAUUGUCGGCAAUGUCGUGGCAGUAUAAAGAUUAAUGAUUUUUUAGCUGAAUUUGAGAUAAAUGAAUCUGAAGAUGCUGGAAUUGUGGGUGAGAUAUCUGUGCAUCUCCCUGAUGAAAUAACAGACAUUCCUAUAAUAAAUGGUGCCGAAGAGUGGGUUCCACUUAUUGUUCGUGUAGAUUUUAUUCUAGAAAAACCAAAGGCUGGUGUCCAUUUUAAACUUCCUGAUGAUGAUAAACAAAAAUAUAAGUCCCAGUGUGAUCCAUACAUGUUCACCAUUAAUAGUCCGCUGCCUGGUGCAACGAGGUGUUGGCUUCCAUGUCUCGAUCGUAUUCGUGAUCGUUGUAGUUGGGAUUUCUUUAUAACUGUAUCAGAUAUUGAAGGUUUCAAUCCGAUUAUGGUAGUUUGUAGUGGGAACCUUGUUAAAAUGACAAAUUCUUCGACUUCUCCAAAUCAAAAAACAUUUCAUUAUAAUCAGUCAGUUGCUAUUCCAGCACAAUAUAUUGGUGUAGUAUGUGGUCCCUUUGUUAAUCCAUUUGUGCUGGAUUAUCCCCAAGAAGCUCUUCCACUCAAUAGGCCAAAAAUAAUUGCCUAUAUCUCUGAAGAAUGGCAGAAUUGGCUAAUACCUACCUUAUACCCUGAUGGUGACGAUGAACCUACUGAAGAUACUUAUUGGCUACAUCGUGCAAUGGAUUAUUUUAUCGAAGAAUAUUCCAAAUUUAAUCUACAUCCCGAAUUUGAUAAAAAUAAUCCAACUGUAAAACCUGGAAGGUUCCCAUUCAAAAGACUUCAAAUAGUUUUCGUUGAUCACUCUUAUUCUGAAGUGAAUGUAUGUGCUGGACUUUUAAUAUGUCGGCGUGAUUAUUGGCUUGCGGCUGGAUUAUCUAAUUUCUGGGCAAGCAUGUAUUUUCAAAAAAUAUAUGGAAUUCCAGCAUCACGCUAUCAGCGCAAAAAGGACAUUGAACUCGUGUGUGAGCUUGACGUUAAUCGUUAUCCUCUAUGCUCAUUAGACAUCCCCUUACCUUUUCAAUCAAAGGAUAUUGAAUUUAUAAAUCUCAAAGCACCUCUUGUUCUCUGGAUGCUUAAUAAACGUAUGACUUUCCUUGAUUAUCGUCGUGGGAUUCCAGGGAUAAUAUAUUUUUUUCUUAAUGGUGCCAAAGAAGAUGUAGAAGAGGGAAGGCGACCUGGCUUUUUGCAUACAGAAGAAUUUCUGGAAACGUGUAAAAGUGUAAUUCGCCAGGAACUUCGUAAUGAAGUUAAAAAAUUUGAAAAACAAUGGAUAUAUGGAUCUGGCUGCCCAAAAUUCAAAAUACGUGCGAGUUUUAAUCGAAAAAAAUUGGUAGUCGAGUUUAAAUUCGAACAGGAAAAUACAAAUGCUUCAAAUCCUAAUAGUGUGAGCGGAUUGCAAUCAACACAUACUCCUCGAUUUUCGGGUCAUAUGGAUAUUGCAAUUAAAGAACCUGAUGGAUUGGAAUAUAUACAUACUAUAUAUAUCCAAGAAAAACGUGAAUCCCAUUCUCUCUUUUAUCACACUAAAUACAAGCGCUCUAAACUUAAUGUCAGAUCACACAUGCGCCGUGAGAGAAAUAUUUUGGAAGCUCAUCCACCAUCUAAUGUAUUUGAUGAAGACCAAAGAGAUUUCCCAUUACAGUGUGGAAUGGAUCCUGAAUCUGAUUCAGAAGACCUCCCCGAUUGGAAAAUACAAGAAUGGGUUCAGGAAUAUAGUUCAACUAGUGAUCAAUGGGAAUGGAUUCGAGUUGAUGAUGCAUUUAGUUGGAUUGCGAGUAUUGAUUUCGAACAAGACGAUUACAUGUGGGCUGCACUAUUGGAAUCUUCACGUGAUGUAAUUGCUCAUUACGAGGCUAUAAAAGCAUUAUCUAAUAAACCAUCUCGUGCGUGUUCGACUACACUUAUGCGAACAGUUCGUGAUUGGCGAUACUAUUAUAGAAUUCGAAUGGAUGCUGCUCUCGCAAUGGCUAAAUGUGCGACUAAUGAUUUAGACUUUAUUGGAAUCACCCAAUUAAUUAAAAUAUACGAAACUGAUUAUUGCGAACCUCGGAGUGAGGGAGGAUUUUUUCCCAAGAUAAAUGAUUUCAAUGAUUGGGAAGAAUAUUAUGUUCAAAGAACAAUUCCUUUUGCGCUUUCAUGCGCACGAGAUUCAGGAAAUACACCAUCGCAUGUAAAAGAAUUUAUACUCUUUCUUUUGAGUUGGAACGAUAAUCAGACAAAUAUAUAUUCCGAUGAUUAUUUCGUCGCUAAUCUCAUUGAAUCACUGGGAAACACUUUUAUUCCAGAUGAUGAUCAAAUACAAGAAGGUUCCGCUGAUGUAGAAGUUUUUGAUUUUGCUUCUCAAUCUCGAGAUUAUUUAGAAGAAACUUUAGAAACAUUAGAGAGAUAUUUUAGUCGACAUGAACUAUUCGGUUCAUAUCAGGCAUUAAUUGUUGUAGCAAUUAUUAAGGUUCGCAUGCAUCUUAUGUUAAAUCAAUUAAUCCCAUUGGAUGAAGCUUUAAUUGCACUGGAUUUACACCAAAAACCAGAAGUUGCAAAAUUUUUCGAGUUUCUUGCUGAGCGAGACUCUGAUCUGACAGUUAGACGUUUUCUUAAUGCUAAAUUCAAAGAAGAUAGAGGGCCAUUAUGUUGGAACUUUCCUAGAAAAAUUAGAUCGGGACCAUCUUUAAUAAUUCGUUAUAAUCGAACUACUCAUAUUGGAAAUGUUGCUCCACCUAAUAAGGUCGUUUUGAACGUUCAAUCAAAAAUGAAGUCAAAUGAAAGCCAUGAAUAUAACUCAUUAACCUCCGAAGGCGGUCAGCACACCAAAACUAAUAUUCAAAAAACAUUAUCAUCUUAUCAAGAUCAUGCAAUAGCUGAAAGUUCAAAUCGCAUCCAAUUUGAUGAAAAUUCGAUUUCACGGUCCGUAGCACAAAAUAUUCAUAGUCAGAAAAAGUUAUUAAAUAAGGUAACAAAUCUACCUUUAUCAGAAUCUGAGGAUUUAUCUUUGUCUGAGGAGGACAUACUAGUUAAAAGUAAAAAAAGAGAGGGAGCUGAAUACGUAGUUGAAUCACGUAGUAAGAAACAGAAAAAAAAGAAGUAUAGAUGA
Messenger RNA from Dentiscutata erythropus, 3288 nucleotides. Lineage: Eukaryota; Fungi; Glomeromycota; Glomeromycetes; Diversisporales; Gigasporaceae. The record is from the annotation of a GenBank genome assembly.